AUGGAGGUCGACGCCGCAAGCAGAUAUCGAUCCCGCAUCCUUAGAGAAAUGAAAGCAAACCGCGACAACCCUUUCAACUCACCACCCUCAUCAACUGGCUCACACGGCACCGUCAGCCCUACGCUAUCUUCAGUCUUCUCCGACCCCGACGGCGAGUCCACAAGAAGACUUAACGAGGAUAUUGCCCGCGUCACUGCGCCUCGCAACCUGCCCGUCAACUGGGAGGCUGCCCAUCGCAAGUGGCCCGAGUUCUUUGGCAUGCCCAAGGCCCGCGAGGUGCCUGUCUACGACGAUAACACUGACACUCGGCCUAUGAGUGCUGAGUCCAAGGAGAACAAGCCCCCUGCCCCUGGAAUCAAGUUCGCCAUUGACGACAUCACACAAGACACCUGGCAAGGUUCCGCUAGAACGCGUGCUGAGAUGCAGCCUCGCGUCGAUAAUGAGUCCGACCUGUCUUCAAUCCUCUCCAAGUCUCCUAACCGAGCCCUUUCUUACCACUCUUGGAACAAGAACGCACAUAACCCUAGCCCAUUAUCCAAGGUCCACAACCGAACCUCAUCCGAAUCAAUGGCCGCACAAAAACAACUGCGACGAGAGACGAUCUCCGAGGCAUUUGACCGCCUACGCAGCAGUGCAAAGAGCCCCGAGCCUCGAGAUCAGAAUCAGCAAAACAAGUCUUCACCACAAAUGUCUUCAGCUAAGUCCAGCUUAACCGCUGUUCCUCCUUCGCCCGCCUCUAUUGCGAGCCCUGCACACAACGAAAGCAACGCUCGCUCUUUCUUUAUGCCCGAUAUCUCACAUCUCGGUGACUUUGUCGAUGGCACUCUUCGAUUCAGUGGCUCCAUGCGGAAUGGUGUUCCCAUUUUUGUCAAGAAUGGCAGAGUUCAUGACCGUUAUGAGAAGCCAUCGCUUUCGGCUCAUGCCGAAGUUGAUGAAGUUGAGGUGCCGGAAGAUGAAGAGAAGAUAUUUGUUUCGAUGGAUAUGAUCCGCGAAGAAAUCAUCUCUCUCCAAGAGCACUAUGACAAGGUUCAAGAGUAUGCUGAGAACCUGCAACAACAGGUUGAGCAAUUGGAGGCUCAACUCAAGUCACGAAAGUCGUAUGACGAUGACUACGAUUCUACUCGGGCUAAUGAGAAACUCAUGGCUCAAAAGAACCGUCUGGAAGUUGAGGUUUCCACUCUCCAAUCUGGCUUGGAGCAAGCCUCGCGCAAGAUCAGCUUGAAUGAGAUUGAAAACGACUCUUUGGCUCAAGAACGAGACCGCGCAGUGAGGAAGCUGCAAGAGGCUUGUGAGGAUAUCAACAAGCUCACUCGCAAGCUUAGCACGAAACAGAAGGAACUGGAGACAACACACAAGCAGCUCGAGUCGACAGAGCAAAUUCGUAAUGAGAAUGACACUCUCCGACGAGAUCUGAUGUCUCUGAAACACGGCCGUGACUCGUUGGACCUUGAGAACAAGUCCCUCUCUGCUGCCAAUGAUACUCUACGAAAGGAGCAUGAGACUAUGAAGGAGGAGAUUGAGUCUCUGCGAUCCGACAACAAUACCGUCAGACGUGAAAACCAGUCCUUGAUUGGCGAGAACCGUUCACUGCGAACUACAAACAAGACUCUCACGGAUGAGAACGAGGAGCUCCGCGAAAACCUUGACGGACUUCAGCAUGAGCUUGACGCAGCGAGGGAAGAGGUUGAAGCUCUUCAACAAGAACUCCAGAACGUGUCUCAGGAGAAGUCUACGCUUGGCGAGGAUAACGCGAGUCUGGUGCGACACAACGAAAAGUACUUUGAAGAGAACAAGGUUCUUCGACGCGAGAAUUCGGGCUUUGAGCGAAGCAUUCAUGAUCUUCACGACGAGAACGUGAAACUCAAAGAUGAGGUUGACUUCCUCAAGCAGCAGUUGGAGUCUUUCCGCCCAGUUCCCAAGGAGGACUUUUCUGCGCGUCUCGAUGAUGAGACAGAGGAGAACAUGACCUCAGCCUUCUUCAUUCCUGAUAUCACCAUCAACAGCAACACUGGCGACGUUGAUACUGCCGAGAACGCCCAAGCUACUGAGACCAAGGAGAUUACUGAGCCAAUCGAGGAUAGCGGCAGAUUGCCAACAAUCCCUGAUCUCACCGAAGAGGAGACUCGUACACAUACUAAGCGUGACAUCACGUCCCAAAGCGAGACCAGGCAUUCUCAGAGCAAGAGCAAGACCUCCAAAUCUGGCAAUCAACAGAAGGUUGCUUUCUCAAUCCCUGGCAAGUCUUCUAAGAAGAGCAGCUCCAAUGUCGCAAACCAGGGCAGCAAGCGCCGAACCACUUCCGACUCCAAGAGACGCUCCUCUAUGAAGGGCAUUGCAACAUAUGACAUGGACACCUUGGAGGACAACGAUGAGACUACUGGUCUACAAUCAGUUGAGAAUGCUACACAGGACAACUCGACCCAGCUGAGCGUCGUGCCCAAGACACGUAAGGAGGCCAAAGGCACCGGACAGAAGCAGUCGAACACUCAGAAUACUACAGUCCAGAGUGAGAGGUCACAACACAGUCGAUCUCACUCCCGAUCUUUACGCAAGCAGAUCACGACCGACAUCACCUCUGCUAGUAUCAAGAGCGUUGACAAGGAUACGUGCCCCGUCCUCUCCAGCGAUGCCAAGAGAGUUCUUGAUGACCUUUGCGAGCAUGAAUGCCGUAACUGCACUGUCUGUAGCCGAAUCACAUCCCACCGUAACAUCUUCACUUCCGCCGAUAUUGCCGCCGGCAAGAAGCGUGUUACUGUUCCCCGACCAGUCCCUGUCACUGAUCGUGAUUUGUCAGUAGAGGACCCUACCAUGCGGCCUACUCAGCACCCAGGACAUGCUCUUGCUGUGGUUAUCAAGGGCUUGGAGGAUGAGUCUCAUCAUCUCCAGCUUGAGCUCACCCGCAUUCAGGCGCAGUACAAUGGUCGCGAUAAAGCCUUGGGUCGCCGCGAGCGUCUCAACCUUGCUGAGACCAUUCGCACACUUCUCAAGCGGCUUGAGGCUAAGAACGAUCAGAUCUACAGCCUCUACGAUGUCCUUGAGGGUCAGAAGGCCGCCGGCCAGGCUAUGUCAGAGGAGGAGAUUGAAAUGACUGUUCUAAACAUCACAGGCAUGACCGUCCGCGAUGUCACUAGUAACAGUGAGCUCACCUGGGAGGGUGUUCCUGAGUUAUAA
This is a messenger RNA of Fusarium mangiferae, 3171 nucleotides long. RefSeq lists its product as uncharacterized. Bases 1 to 3171 code for a protein of 1056 amino acids. Lineage: Eukaryota; Fungi; Ascomycota; Sordariomycetes; Hypocreales; Nectriaceae. The record is from RefSeq and is a predicted model, not a curated record. The transcript is spliced from 2 exons. Gene Ontology annotation, molecular function: microtubule binding.